GAUCCCCGUUGUUCCACGUUUCCCGUUGAUUUGCUUGUCAAUUCUUGUUUAAACUCGUGUUAAUUCUCGUGCGAAAAUUAGGUAAAAUGGUAAAUAAGGAACAAAAACGAAAACAAGAUUUAAAAGAAUUGUGCAAAAAUGACAAAUAUUCAAUUUUACUUCCCACUUACAACGAAGUGGAGAAUUUACCGAUAAUAAUAUGGCUUAUCAGAAAAUAUAUGGAAGAAAGCGAGCUCGCUUAUGAAGUUAUCGUGAUAGAUGAUGGUUCUCCAGAUGGAACUCUGGACAUGGCCAAGCAACUGCAACAUGUUUACGGUGAGGAUAAAAUAGUCCUAAAGCCCAGAGAAAAGAAGCUCGGACUGGGUACUGCUUACACGCACGGAAUAAAAUAUGCAACAGGAAACUUUAUUGUUAUCAUGGAUGCUGACUUGUCUCAUCAUCCAAAAUUUAUUCCAAAAAUGGCUGAGUUACAAAAAUAUCUUGAUCUAGAUAUAGUUAGUGGUACAAGAUAUAUUGAUGGAGGUGGUGUAUACGGUUGGGAUUUUAAGAGGAAAUUAGUCAGUAGAGGUGCAAAUUUCUUAACUCAAAUUUUACUGAGACCUGGUGCAAGUGAUUUGACAGGUAGUUUCAGACUUUACAAAAAAGAUGUCCUGGAAAAACUGAUACAAUCAUGUGUAUCAAAAGGAUAUGUUUUUCAAAUGGAAAUGAUUGUUAGAGCUAGACAAUUCAAAUAUACAAUAGGAGAGGUACCGAUUACAUUCGUCGACAGAGUUUAUGGCCAAUCGAAACUAGGUGGAUCAGAAAUCUUCCAGUUUGCAAAAGGCCUACUGUAUCUUUUUGCUACUACAUAAUUAAACAUUCCUUUAGGACAUAAGAAAACUUCUAAUUCUUUUUAAAUAUAUUCCAAACUUUGUAUUUAAAGUUGUACUAUACAAUAUAGGUAUGUGUAAAUGUGUUUAUAUAUUUAAUAAAAUUAUACAUGU
Pseudomyrmex gracilis is the source of this 983-nucleotide messenger RNA. It is a transcript of the gene Dpm1, whose product is annotated as probable dolichol-phosphate mannosyltransferase. Bases 87 to 851 code for a protein of 254 amino acids. NCBI's taxonomy places the organism in Eukaryota, Metazoa, Arthropoda, Insecta, Hymenoptera, Formicidae. Gene Ontology annotation, biological process: protein O-linked glycosylation via mannose; GPI anchor biosynthetic process. Gene Ontology annotation, molecular function: dolichyl-phosphate beta-D-mannosyltransferase activity. The record is from RefSeq and is a predicted model, not a curated record. The transcript is spliced from 4 exons. Gene Ontology annotation, cellular component: endoplasmic reticulum membrane.